UGUCAAACCAAAAUAGGGGACAAAUUAGUACUCCCUCCGUCCCGAAAUAAAUGUUCUGCUUUCCCAAAAUGGAUGUCCCAAAAUAACUGUCCUACUUUGAAAAUUUCCUUAUUUGGUAAGCAAAUCUAUACAAAAUAGUGUCAAGCAAUGCAAAACAGUAUCAAACAGUGUCGCAACAGUGCCAAACAAUGUCGUUAUUUUGCCAAACAGUGUCGCUACAGUGUGAAGUCAACUUCAUUUUCUUAAUAUGUGUGAAGGUCAAAGUAGGACAAUAAUUUCGGGACGGAAUCAGUAUCAUUUAGGUCUCCUUUAAUUAAUAAAAAGUGUGUGCUCACUCAUGAGGCCAAGUGUCAAGAUGAAUCAAAACACGGUACAUGGAUCAUCUUCCAACAGAUGUGUACAAAUGAUCUUCAAAACUUUUUGAAGCCGAAAGCAUGCAAAAGUUGCCUCGAAUUUCGCAUAAAAAGGGAGACAGAUGGCGAUUAAUUCACAGGGGUGUGUUGGUUCCCAGGAACAUAAGGAACCACGUAGACAGUAUAUAGCUUUUAAAUUUCAAUGGAGACAGAAUGACAAUGCAAUAAUGUAGUAGUAAUAUAUAGGUAGGAGUAACAUGCAACUGGGCGGCCAGCAAAGAGAUCAGAAAUAUUCCCUGAGAUUGCACCGUGAAAGCCUAACAUGCUGAUCACAAAAGCACAGACAUGAAGGCAGGCAUCGCCCAAUCUCUACUUCUUUAUGUAUGUAUAAUACAGUAAAGGCUGCUUUGCCUGUUUAUGCAUAUAGGACCCACAUACUCAGAAGAACAAGAGGCACAGCUGUCACUCGGUGGGACCUCCGUCGGCCAGAUGGACCUCCAUCGGCCAGAAAGACAUCAACUCAGAACAUGAUCCAGAAGUCAGGAGAACCAGGUGUCUCCGUCGGCCGUAGCUCCAUCGGCCAGACCUCUGUCGGCCACAGAGAGCUCACAGAGCCGGAUUUCAUACUUAGUCAUUUCUACAUACUUUGUACUCGGUCCAGUAGUGGCCCCAUUGUAAAUGGGCCUCCCAAGCUCAAGACUUGGGAGCCCAGCCCACAUUUCCUCUAUAAAUACUCCCCUUGGGAGUAGUUGUAGGGGUGGACAAAUUCAUUUAUUGCAGAACUUAUUGCACUUCUCUC
Messenger RNA from Cuscuta europaea, 1152 nucleotides. NCBI's taxonomy places the organism in Eukaryota, Viridiplantae, Streptophyta, Magnoliopsida, Solanales, Convolvulaceae. The record is from the annotation of a GenBank genome assembly.